AUGCACCCUCUUGCUAUGGAACUAAAAAUUCUUCAGUUUCAAAUCACAAUUCAGUUCUUAACUCUCCAAAAAAUGAGUUCCAAAAAAUCCAGUAUUGUAAUAUUGCGUUCUUUAAUAAUAUUCUUCAAAAUUCUCGGCUUGGUGCCUUUUAAAGUGUGCAUAUCUUCAAAAACGGGAAUAAUUACAAGUGUUAAUUACAAGCUCAGAGACUGUCUUUACAAUUUAUUAUUGUUGUUGUGCCUUAUUGCGGCAUUUUAUUACCGAAAUUUAAAAAAUCCAGAAGUAAAAUUUGAAAUAAAGUCUAUAAAUGACUUUUCUGAAACAGUUUACAUAAUAAUGGACAACAUUACCGCCACAAUUAUACUUUUGAGCUACGCAAAAAAUCAACGGACUGCUACUGACAUCUUCAGGCGCUUAAUUUCACUAUCUUCCGAUUUGUCCGACUCAAAUUUGGCUCAAAAGAAAUUUCUAGCGAAAGAAACUCCAAUUUGCAGUUUAAAAAGUGGAAAAAUGAUUUUUAUAAUAGCAAUUCAAAUUUUCCUGACGAUUUUUCUCUUUGUUCUUGAGACAAUUCAGAACAAAAAAACUUCGCUGUAUAACAUCACGCGGUCAAUUCCGCUGUUUAUUAUCGCGUGUUUUAUAAUACAGUACGCAAUAAUUGUGAUUCAUCUUGAAGAUCUGUUCUGUAAGAUGAACUCCGCGCUUUUGAGGAUCAAAAAUUUGGCAAAGUGCAGCCAAAUCGAGAUUGAGCCGGAAAGGAGCUUGGAAGGGUUGAAGAAGGUUAAAAGGAUCUAUCGCAGGCUCAGGGAAGUCUGUGAAAUGGUUUCCAAUUUCAAUUCCUGGCCAAUUUUAUUCGUUUUUAUCCAUUUCUGCCCCGCGCUGACCUACAGUUGUUGGAGGCUUUAUAAUAAUUUUAGCGAGGAUAAAUUCAUAGAGGAUUUGACUGAGAAGAAAAUUAAGUGUCUGAUGACGGCGCUUUGGAUCGUCAAAAAUUUGUAUCCUACUUCUGCGCUGAUUGUUUCGAUUAUACUGUUAUUUAUUACUAAAAUAGAUAAAAUAGUUUGUGAAAUUGGUAGAUCUUCUCUAAAUAUUAGAAUCAGAGAUCAGGCAGAACAAUUUGCCAUGGAAUUACUUCACAAAAAUAUAAACUUCAACGCUUUUGGAUUUUUUUCAAUCCAGGGAUCUUGUCUUAUCUCAUUACUACAUACUGCGCUUAGCUAUACAUUUAUAAUAAUAAAUUACAGGGAUGACAAUGAAAAUAAUUCGACAAAAUAA
Molecule: messenger RNA, 1275 nt
Organism: Cotesia congregata
Lineage: Eukaryota; Metazoa; Arthropoda; Insecta; Hymenoptera; Braconidae
Source: the annotation of a GenBank genome assembly